Messenger RNA from Homalodisca vitripennis (glassy-winged sharpshooter), 543 nucleotides. RefSeq lists its product as uncharacterized. The transcript is spliced from 3 exons. The record is from RefSeq and is a predicted model, not a curated record. Gene Ontology annotation, molecular function: chitin binding. Gene Ontology annotation, cellular component: extracellular region. Lineage: Eukaryota; Metazoa; Arthropoda; Insecta; Hemiptera; Cicadellidae. Bases 95 to 472 code for a protein of 125 amino acids.
AUCCAUCAUUACGUGUGCCCUACUGACAAACAAAGGUGAAACGCCAGACCUGCAGAAGUGACGUCUGGGCUUCAAGUUGUUUCCGACCUGGCGGAUGAGGAUGGCUUGCCUUAAUCUGGCCAUUUUAACCGUCCUGUCUCUUCUAUUCGCUAUUGCUGUUUGCCAAAAAUGCCCCAAACAUGGCGAGACCAGGAAAGCCGAUCCCAACAACAACUGUAGGUAUCUCCUCUGUAGAGAAGGAAAGGGACGGUGGUACACCUGCCCGCAAGGGAAGAUCUUCAGCGAGAGCGAACAGUGCUGCGUGUGGCCGAGCAAGUCUUCUUCUGUAACUAAGUCAAACAAGAACUCUGGAAAUGCUAAGAAAUCGAAGAAUGUAAACAGUGGAAAUAGCAAGAAGCAAAACUCGGGGUCAUCCUCUACUGGAAAUUCCGCAUCUGGAAAUGGGAAAUAUGUGGCAGAUUACCAUUGGUAAUUGUGGUCACAACACUUUGGUCUAUAAUUAAAGAAUAUACCAAUAUAGUUCUAUUUUUUCAGAGCUCAAAA